AUGGCUAGGCCUUGUGCUUUUCUGAUGGCCCUGGUGGUGAUGAGCUGGUCAACCUGCUCUCUAGGAUGUGACCUGCCUCAGAUGCAAAACCUCAGGAAUAAGAGGGCCUUGACACUCUUGGCACAAAUGAGGAGACUCUCUCCUCUUUCCUGUCUGAAGGACAGAAAGGACUUUGGAUUCCCCUUGAAGAAAGUGGAUGCACAGAAGAUGGAGAUGGCUCAAGCCAUCCCUGUCCUGAGUGACCUGACCCAGCAGGUCCUGACCCUCUUCACAUCAAAGGACUCAACUGCUGCUUGGAAUGCAGCCGUCCUAGACUCAUUUUGCAAUGACCUUCACCAGCAGCUCAAUGAUUUCAAAGCUUGUCUGAUGCAGCAGAUAGGGGUGCAGGAACCUCUCCUGUCCCAGGAAGACUCCCUGCUGGCUGUGAACAAAUAUUUCCACAGGAUCACUGUGUACCUGAGAGAGAAGAAACACAGCCCCUGUGCCUGGGAGGUGGUCAGAGCAGAAGUCUGGAGAGCCCUGUCUUCCUCAGCCAACUUGAUGGCAAGACUGAAUGAGGUGAAUGGGUCCUGA
Molecule: messenger RNA, 573 nt
Organism: Apodemus sylvaticus (European woodmouse)
Lineage: Eukaryota; Metazoa; Chordata; Mammalia; Rodentia; Muridae
Product: interferon alpha-12-like
Exons: 1
Coding region: 1-573 (190 amino acids)
Biological process (GO): natural killer cell activation involved in immune response; adaptive immune response; response to exogenous dsRNA
Cellular component (GO): extracellular region
Molecular function (GO): cytokine activity; type I interferon receptor binding
Source: RefSeq, a predicted model, not a curated record